This is a messenger RNA of Cydia fagiglandana, 1023 nucleotides long. RefSeq lists its product as uncharacterized. Lineage: Eukaryota; Metazoa; Arthropoda; Insecta; Lepidoptera; Tortricidae. Gene Ontology annotation, molecular function: N-acetyltransferase activity. The record is from RefSeq and is a predicted model, not a curated record. The transcript has 8 exons. The coding region runs from base 1 to 1008 and encodes 335 amino acids.
AUGGAGAUAAAAGCAGAAAAACCGGUGUCUAGUGCACGCAGUGAAGUCAUCGUACGCAACGCUCGUUCAGACGAUGUAUCUUAUAUAUACGACAUCAUCAAACUGGAAAUCCCAGAUGACAAUUUACCUCCUCUUAAACGUUUCUCCAGAGACGGGUUCGAGACAUCCCCGCCAUGGUUUCACGUGUUAGUCGCAGAGAGAGACGGCACGAUCGUCGGUUGCGCACUGUACUACCGCCAUUAUUGGCCGCGGCCGUCGCCGCCGGGGCGAGCGCUACUGCUGCGUAUGUUGUGCGUGCGUCAGAGUGCGCGGCGGUGCGGUGUGGGUACCAAACUCUUUCGAGGGCUUUGCCAGGUGGCACUCAAAGAAAACGCACAGUUGAACUGGACGCAUCCAGCAAGCGAUCCUGCACAUGCUUUCUUCACGCAGUUCAAACCUGACAUCAGUGAUGACUUGGACGGGACCUACGUCAUGCGAAUAAGUCCCAAGACUGUUCGUGAAAUUGCCGCAAGCAAAAUGCGCAUCAAUAAAGAUAUUUCAAUUCUUCCGGCGCGGCAAGAGGAUAUGGCAGAGUUUAGCAUGAUGAUACGAGAAAUAUCAGAAAUAAGAGAAACUUUGUACGGUCGACAUCUUAAUGAAAAAGAUUUUAUAGAAGACGGUUUCACCAGCUCCCCGCCAUGGUUCUUCGCGCUAGUAGCAUGGCGAUCGGGUAUUGCGGUGGGCACAGCCGUCGGCACCAGAUUGUACAACUGGGAGCAGAGCCUCGACAUGCAGAGCUUGUACAUACGGCCUGAGGCGCGGCGCUGUGGCUUGGCUAAACAACUUAUCGUGGAAUUUUGUCGUAAAGCCGAGGAAGAAGGCAUCGAUCACGUAGACUUCCACGUGCACCCUGUAAACACAGAGUCGUUGGCGCUGUACGCUAGCUUCGGCGCUCAGAAGCUGUUUGACGACCACGGCUCCUUUCGUCUCGAAGUCGAUAAGAUUGAGAAUAUUUUAGCAGAAAAAUAAACUUCGUCUGAAUUU